GAAGAUGGCGGAGUCCGGUGGGGCCGAGUUCGCGGCGGAGCGGCCGAGCAGCAUGGCUGACAAGAACAGCACCCUGAAAUGCACGUUCUCUGCUCCUGGCCACAGCACCACUCUGCUGCAGGGACUGGCCUCGCUCCGAGCUCAGGCUCAGCUGCUUGAUGUCAUCCUCACCAUAAAUAAUGAAGUGUUUCAGGUUCAUAAAGUUGUCUUGGCUGCCUGCAGUGACUAUUUCAGGGCAAUGUUCACAGGCGGGAUGAGAGAAGCCAGCCAAGAUGUGAUCGAACUGAAGGGUGUAUCUGCAAAGGGCCUGAAACACAUCAUAGACUUUGCCUACAGUGCUGAAGUGACUCUUGAUCUCGACUGCAUCCAGGAUGUUCUGGGAGCUGCUGUCUUCCUCCAGAUGGUGCCUGUGGUGGAGCUCUGUGAAGAAUUCCUGAAGUCUGCCAUGAGCGUAGAAACGUGUCUCAACAUCGGGCAGAUGGCCACCACCUUCAGCCUCGCGUCCUUGAAGGAAUCAGUCGAUGCCUUCACUUUCAGGCAUUUCCUCCAGAUCUCUGAGGAAGAGGAUUUCCUCCACCUGCCUCUGGAGCGCCUCGUGUUCUUCUUGCAGAGCAAUAAGCUGAAGAGCUGCAGUGAGAUAGACCUCUUCCGCGCUGCCGUCCGCUGGCUGCAGUACGACCCCACCCGCCGUGCCAGCGCCAGCCAGGUCCUCUGCCACAUCCGCUUCCCUCUGAUGAAGUCCUCGGAGCUGGUGGACAGCGUCCAGACCUUGGACAUCAUGGUGGAAGACGUCUUGUGCCGGCAGUAUCUGCUGGAAGCCUUCAACUACCAGAUCCUGCCCUUCCGCCAGCACGAGAUGCAGUCCCCUCGGACCACCAUCCGCUCGGAUGUCCUGUCCCUCAUCACCUUUGGUGGCACUCCCUACACCGACAACGACCGCACCGUCAGCUGCAAGGUCUACUACCUGCCCGAUGCCGGCGGGAGGCAGUUCAAGGAGCUGACAGAGAUGGAGGUGGGCAGCAGCCACUCCUGCGUGGCCGUGCUGGACAACUUUGUCUACAUCGUGGGAGGGCAGCACCUGCAGUACCGGAGCGGCGAGGGAGCCGUGGACAUCUGCUACAGGUAUGACCCACACCUCAACCAGUGGCUGCGCAUCCAGGCCAUGCAGGAGAGCAGGAUCCAGUUCCAACUCAACGUCCUCCACGGGAUGGUCUAUGCCACCGGGGGGAGGAACCGCUCGGGGAGCCUGGCCUCUGUGGAGAAGUAUUGCCCCAAAAACAACGAGUGGACUUACGUCUGCUCCCUGAAACGCAGGACGUGGGGCCACGCCGGGGCCACGGUGGGAGGCAAGUUGUACAUCUCGGGUGGGUACGGCAUCUCGGUGGAGGACAAAAAAGCCCUGCACUGUUAUGACCCCGCGGUGGAUCAGUGGGAGUUUAAAACCCCCAUGAACGAGCCCAGGGUCCUGCAUGCCAUGGUGAGUGCCAACAGCAGGAUUUACGCCUUGGGAGGCCGCAUGGACCACGUUGACCGUUGUUUUGAUGUCUUGGCUGUGGAAUAUUACGUGCCUGAAACAGACCAGUGGACAACGGUGAGCCCGAUGCGUGCGGGUCAGUCGGAGGCUGGCUGUUGUCUGCUGGAGAAGAAGAUUUAUAUCGUGGGAGGGUACAACUGGCACCUGAACAAUGUCACCAGCAUCGUGCAGGUGUAUAACACAGAAACUGAUGAGUGGGAGAGGGACCUGCAUUUUCCAGAGUCUUUUGCUGGGAUAGCAUGUGCUCCUGUCAUCCUGCCACAGGUCACCACUCAGAGAUGACUACACUCCUUGGCCCGUGAAGCCACCGUGUUGCAUGUUACCAGGAUGCUGUGAUGUUCCUUUCUUGUUUGCCAACGGUGUUGUGCAUUUUGUGGGAGAGGGAAGGAGAAAAAUAGCUUGUGUUCCCUCCUCCAGAAAGUCCCUCCUCCUCCUGCGUAGGGUUCUGGCAAGCCAGUUUCAGCAGGAGCACUUGUCAGCCAGUUAGACUUCACAAAUGUUACAGCUGGAAAAAGCUUUUCUCUUUUUCUUCUCUCUUUUUUUUUGGGAUGGGGGGGGUUGCAUUUUGCCAACUGUUCAUGUUUCUAACAACGUUACACGCUGCAAACAUUGACAGCUCAGGAGUAACGAAGUACUGUGGUAUGUUCUAAAGAGUUCAGGUGUGAUUUUUAUUAACAGCUCCAAAAAUCAUUGUAUGACAGUUUGUUUUUUAGCAAACAGAAAAAAACCAAACCCAACCAAAACCCAUAUAACAUACUGACCUCCAGAAGCAAUAAAGGGACAGUGGGAGCUAGAAGAGCUCAGGUGCUUGGAUUAUGAAGCAUAUUCUUGCUUUUCAAAGGUGACUUUUUUCCUUUCCCCUCUAGAAGGGAAAUGCUGAUCCCUGCACACCUCUGGUCUCUGUUGGUUCUUUGUUGUUCAGAUCACACUGCAAUUCCACAUCCUUCUUCACCCUCUUCCAGAGAGCAGCAUGAUACUCUAGUCCAGAAAUUCUCCUUGAAUUGAAACAUCCAGUUUGCAACACUAAAGCCAUGUUGACACCUUGACUGCAUAGAGAUGGGCAUGACUACUUAUUUUUUUAUAACUGCCAAAAAUUUCUUUGGCUUCACUGGCAAUAAAAGCUCUUCUUUGGGGCUGACCCAGGAAAGCAAAGAGCACCUGGAGUUUCUGGUUCAGGACCUGCUGCCUUUGCCUUUCCCAUCACUCCACCCCUACAUCUUCAUCCAAACUCUUCUUGUGCAGAAAAGGAGGUGGGUGCUACUUGUUCCUAAGCUUGAAGGUUUUCUCCCUUGAUCUGUAAAUAAGAUCCUUGGCAUCCUGAUCUGAUGGAAGUCUACGUGGAAUGGGGGUUUUCUCAUCGUUGUUGCCAGUGGGUAUAUUAAUAAACCAAGAGAUAAGUUUUAAGAUGACUCUGCCAUUUUUGUAAAGUCUGUGUUUACUGCACAGACUUCCUGAACUUUCCUUCAAGCUGUUUUUUUCUAAUUAAUUUGACCAAUUCAUUAAUUGAAUGUUUCUCCUUUUAUCAGGUAUUCUGUUUCCAGGCCUUUGUUUUGUACUGGUCUUAAAUUUGAUUUUGAUGCAAGCGGUCUUUUUACAGAAAGAGUUGUAUUCUACUGUUAAAUAAAUACUGUGCUGUAACCUUUAGAGACAAUAUAGAAUGUCUGUUAUGCUCAUGAAUCAUUGAGCAGGUUGGUGUGAAGCAUGAACUCCAUACCUCAGAUUCACUUUGAGAUACUUUUCAUCAUGAAAUCAAAGCACCUUUGGACACGUUACGGUGAGGGCAGGUGCUCCUCAGUUAAGCUCUGCAUUCUAAAUUUUAGAUAAGGUGAUGCCUAAUUUCAUCUGUUCUUAUUUAUUUGUUGGUUUGCCAGUAAUAAAUUAAUGAAAGUACUUGUUGUUGUAGAGUGUGCUGCAGUCAGGGGGCAGGCUCUGUGGCUGAGCCCUCUGGCAGUUGAUUUGCUCCAUUCUCUUGUUCAUUUGGUCUGGCGCAGAAGCUCGAAACGCUGCAGAACAGCCCUGCCAGAUAACAAGCCAGUUUUGAAAGGACGAAAUGUAACUUGAUACAAGCUUCAAAGUUACAAAAUAAUGGAUUUUCUUUUCUUUUUCUUUUUAAUGCUUCCAUAUGUUUAUGGAAAGGGUAACAAAUGGCAGGUUCCUUGCUUUCCCAUUUGCGCAAUACGAUUAAUCCUCUUACGAGUGUGUCGUUCUUUCAUUGUUGCCUUCCUCAAAUUCUUCAGUAUCCUCCCCUAUUUUAUUGACUUUUUCCUACCAAAAGCAUUUCUGUGGCAGCAAUUGAUGGUCAGGGUGUUUUCUAAUAACUGGGUUUUUCUGAACGUGUAGCUUUCAUAAAGCCACGUCAUGACUGGAGAAGUCAGGAGGUGACCAUGGUUGGCAUCUUGUUGUGAGGAAACGUUGCUUGAUUUUUCACUUCGAACUUCUAAGGUACUUGGGUGUGUCAAGGGUAAAAAGGGGUGGGGGGGAAGAAAAAUCCUUGAAAAAAUAAAAGAUAACCUCUGUAUUCCUUCACACUGGAGUGGUGGCUUUGCAGAUGGGGGAUGCACAAAGCCAUUCUGUAACUGAAGUUAAUAAACAUGCAGCAAACUAGUCUGGAACCCCACGUUCCCAUUCCCUGACAUGGGAGCUGAGAAAGGUUUCCAGAUUCUCUCACUGAGACUAUUCACCACUUCUCUUUGUUACUGGAAUGUUCUUUUUAUAGCAACAUAAAUAAUUAUUUUUCAUCAGGUUAGCUAGAAAUACUCUAGCUGUUCUAAACUUAGCAGAGACAUUUGUGGAAGUGCAUUUCAUGUGGAUUGAUAAGAAAGUUGGUUUUACCCCUGUGAAGUAUGGAGAUGUGGCUCUGGGCUGUUUUGUGCAGAACUUGUCUGUUAUUUUGAAAAUAAAUGGGUU
This is a messenger RNA of Apus apus (common swift), 4441 nucleotides long. It is a transcript of the gene KLHL26, whose product is annotated as kelch like family member 26. The record is from RefSeq and is a predicted model, not a curated record. The transcript has 3 exons. NCBI's taxonomy places the organism in Eukaryota, Metazoa, Chordata, Aves, Apodiformes, Apodidae. Gene Ontology annotation, molecular function: protein binding. Bases 5 to 1816 code for a protein of 603 amino acids.